AUGGCCAAUUCGGCGCCAACUGGUCCUACCGGCAGCUGGAGCGGAGCGACGAGCCAGCUCAAGCGAAGCAUUAUGUCUGUGGCAUAUCAGGGACAGAUAUCCUCGUUCAAGGCGCCUCGCGUCAAUUCAUCAUACUCGCUGGACUUCUUCGGGCCUGCAAUGAAAUGUGACGACGCUUUCGACCAAGAGGGCAUUAUCUCGAAUCUUUCGUCGGCAGGUGCGAAUCAGCAGGGAUUCGAUAAAUACUAUUACAUUGCCUGGGCGCCAAACGCUACCGCAGUGGUGCCCCUUGUAAGCGAUAGCAUUGGCUACAACUACAGCAGGAGCUCCUCACUCCGUCUAACCGACGAUGGCGACCUCCCUCGAACGAUAUACGCGGGUCUCAACGAAACAAAUCCGGCUGCACUAUUCAUUGCGUACCAGAAUGAUAAUAAUUGGAUCGUAGAUAAUGGCUCGCUCUACAAUGCGACUUAUGGCGUCACCUUUGAGUUCGCGAAUGGCGUUCAGAAAGUCACUAUCGAUGAGCAUACGCUACAAAAUUCCAUCACGACGAACUCGACGACAUCAGCCUUUGUGCCGUGGCCCAAUGUCUUGGCCUUGUCUGACCCUGAAUACAGAUCAUAUUUUGGUUUUAUGGAAGCAUUACAGGCUGUUUUGACGGGCUCUCUAUACGACAUGACUGUGAUUGAAUAUCACAACACAUACUCUUAUAAUUGGACCAAGCUGUGGUUGGCAUACGGUGCUGCUACAGUGGCCACUCUCGCAACGGUUGCGAUUGGUCUCGUGAGUUUGGUUACCACGGGCACAUCAUACAGCAACAAAUUCUCGACAACCAUUCGCGUUUCACGUGAUGCGACUCUGGAUGCUUUGAUAGGAAAGGAAGACCGAUCCGGCCAAGACCCUUUGCCUCCGUAUAUCAGUAAGAUUAGAUUCGCGAUUGGCAUGGAAAGGUCUCUGGGCAAACUGGAACAGGACGUGAACGACAUGGAAUCUGAACGCCAAGCGCUCAGGCUUCAGGACAUCUCACAAAGAACCGCGGUUGAAGAUGAGCAGUAUAGCAUGGAACAACAUCGACCAGGAUAUAUCAGAGAGAGCUCUUCAAGAUCUGUGAUGCCUGGUGUUCACACCAGUUAUCGAUAG
This is a messenger RNA of Pseudocercospora fijiensis CIRAD86, 1140 nucleotides long. RefSeq lists its product as uncharacterized. The record is from RefSeq and is a predicted model, not a curated record. The coding region runs from base 1 to 1140 and encodes 379 amino acids. The transcript has a single exon. NCBI's taxonomy places the organism in Eukaryota, Fungi, Ascomycota, Dothideomycetes, Mycosphaerellales, Mycosphaerellaceae.